AUGUGUUGGGCGAAUCCAGAAUGGAGACACUGUUACGAGUGCCAGCAGGAAUUCGACUGUCGGAUAGUGUUUACGCCCUGCUACGUCGCCGAAAACGGCGGUGACUGCAAGAGACGUACGGAGAGACGAGCCGUCUAUGUCAACCACAGACCCUGUCCGGAGUGCAAGGAAACCCGGAAGGCUGAGGAGGCAUGUCAGCAGCAUAUACACCAGCAAGUUCCGUUGUACUUCAAUCCGGACAGCAGGAAGAGGAAGAGGAGGAGGUGUCUCCGUGAGACAUACUGGGCCUACCUAGAACAAAAUAGGGAGACACGAGAAAUGACGCUUAGGAGACGGGCCCUAGCUGCGACAGAGCCGCCUCCGCCGCCUAUGUUCAAGAUGUUUCUGCAUCAACCUCACGGUACUUAG
This is a messenger RNA of Hypoxylon trugodes, 408 nucleotides long. RefSeq lists its product as uncharacterized. The transcript is spliced from 2 exons. The record is from RefSeq and is a predicted model, not a curated record. Lineage: Eukaryota; Fungi; Ascomycota; Sordariomycetes; Xylariales; Hypoxylaceae. Bases 1 to 408 code for a protein of 135 amino acids.